UAAAUAUUGGAAUCGCUUUUCAGCGAUGGCGACAGCUGAGGGAGUUGAAUGGCCUGAAAAGUGACGCAAUAGUUGCCGUUUUUCUCUUGGACAGGUAAGCUUUCGUCUUGUUUCCUGUUUAUUUUAUAUUUGUGUUCAGAAGAAGUCCUGCCAACGAAGCUAUUUAUGUGGCGUUAGGGGACGUUGUAUGGUUCAGUUUCUCAAAUGCACAGGGUUAUGGAGAAUUUAAAUUCACAAUCCGGCCCAGUAGAUGGCAGUAUAUGCACUUUUUAUGUUGUUAUGAAAUAAUGAAGAAGAGGUGUAAGAGGCAUAAAAAGAAGACGCAACAAAAACAAAAUAUGCAACAUGGCCGGGCUAAGUACUACACCUACGGUUGUGAUAUGUCGCUAUUUUAAAGAUGGUGUAGAUAAGAUUCAAGUUUAGUGUAAUCCGUUAGAAAUGUCCGAGCCAUCCGUUAUCUAUUAGUGAGAAAAAUGCUCUGUGAGAAUAUCAGUUCUGUUUAAUUGCGUCUGGCUCUGUAUGACACCAUUUAGAUGUUGACAGCUCCCGGCUCAAUUCUGACGUUUGGCUUCAGGGAAGAGAAUCCCUUAUUGGUUUGGGGACUCUGUUUACCCUGUCAAUCACAAGCGCGGCAUUACCACAGAACUGCCAUAUCUCCACCACAACUGCUUGAAUGCAGAACAUCCCAAUGGCAGAGGAACGUGCAAAUAAAAUUCCAAUUGCACCUUUACAAACUACAGCUUACACAGCAAAGCAACCGAAGAAAAGAAAGGCAAAAAACGAAAAACACAUUGGGAAGAAAAGGGAAUCUGAUAGAGCCAGGAAUAAAACGAGGGUCAACAUUGGUAUCGCUUUUCAGCCAUGGCGAGAGCUUAUGGAGUUGAAGGGGAUGAAGAGUGAUUCCCAAAUGGCUCUUUUUCUUCUCGACAGCUACGAGCAAAAGCAGACGUUCACGUCUUACAAACGGGGACCGGGAAAACGAGGUCCCCCGGUUUCUCCCAUCGGUGAAGAGUCUCUUUCAGACGGCUCUAAGUUGGGGAAGCUCUCUGAUGGUUCGCGCUAUACGGUGAAACGACGUGACCGUCUUGGUGACCAGGAGACCCAGGCUGAAGACCUGACCCUGACGACCACCAACAUGACUGGCGAAGAGGGAUGCACCGAAAUAACCUUUGAUGUAUCGGAGAUUAACUUCGCCACUGAUGAAGAUAGCAGUUGUACAAAUGCAGAUGAGCAGGAAGAGGGGGAGGAAGAAGAAGUAGAGGAAGAGGAAGAGGAAGAGGAGGAGGAGGAGAGUGAUGGCUCAGAUCCGGAAUGGUGUACAGAGAUGUCUGAAACUAAUCUGCUGGAGAAAAAUGUCUCUGGGGAAAAGGAACUGAACUCAGAUUCUAAAGUGCCCAAAAAGGUCCGUGAACUUUGUCCAGAAUGUGGUGUGCACUUUAAUGUGGCCAAGACUCACACAUGCGAGCACAAAAUCAAGAAGUUCCCCUGCAAUCUUUGUGGCAAGAGGUGCAAGGAUGUGGGGGCCCUAAAAAGUCAUAGCAGAGUCCAUGAGGAAGGCUACGAGCACCUCUGCAAGUUCUGCAUGGUGCCUUUUAACACAAGGCUUGAUAAAUUAGCUCAUCAGAGAGCCCACGUCCCCAGUUCAAGGCCCUAUAAAUGCCCUGAUUGUGCGAUGACGUUUGCCAAGCUCCGCGAGCGCAAUUUCCAUUUGAAAGAACACCGGGACCAGAAUGUUUCAUGCCCCCUUUGUCCUUUGGUCUUCCCGACUGCCCACUGUAUAAAGAGACACAUGGUGGUGCACACUGGUGUGAAGCCAUUUGUGUGCGAGUUCUGUUUUCGUUCCUUCAACCAGCCGGGCCACCUCACAUCCCACAUGCGCCUGCACACCGGGGAGAAGCCCUACCAGUGCAAGCAUUGUGACAAGAGCUUCAAUCACAACGUGAGCCUGAAGAGUCAUGUUACGCGGUACCACAAAGGAGCCUCUGACUCGGAGCCUAUGGGGGACACACCGGAGAAGAUGGAACCACCAGGAACCGGUAUAGAGGAGGUGAAUGAGGAGCUGGUCAUCGGAGACACCGAGGAUACAGGUGGAGAUGUUAUCGAAGGAGACCCUAAGCUCAAAGAAGAACCAAAGCAUUUUAAGAAGACGUAUUAUAGGUCCAUGGGUAGACCCAAAGGAAGGCCCAAAAGAGACUCUACUACGACGGAGAAAGACUUGAUUUCGGCUCUGCGAGGGGAGACCCCGGACCCAACCACAGCAGCUGAUACCUCAGAGGAGGGGCAUUUGAGGAGAGCCACAUCCAAAAACAUUGAAAGUGAUGGCAGUGACAGGGAUCGAACCUCUGAAUUUACGGAAGAGGAUGAGAAGGAGGAAGCCAAGGUACUGAGGAAGGGCAAGUCGAAAGCCAGCCAGAGACCAAAGUCCUUUGAACAUGCAGAGGAUGUUUUUGAGAGUGACGCGGACAAUGAUCCCACAGAGGAGGCUAACGCGACACAAACGAGGCCUCAAACGGCAGGGAAAACAGGACGACGUAGAGGAAGGCCAAGGAAAAAUCCAGUUGUCUGAGAGUCAUGAUUCUGAAGUAUUACAUUUUUUAAUGCCUACAGGAAAAACUAGAUUCGCCAGAACUGAUUGGGUACAAGCAAGUUGGUAAUUGCCUUUACUCUAAGAUAACUGGAUUGAUAAGAAUAUUGCAAUUUUAUAUGAAAUAUAAAUAUUUGAUGUGAGCCGAGAUUGUAUUGUUGUAGCCAAAGAAGAAAAUAUUUUUUGGCGAUGAAUGUGUUUUUGAUUCGAGAUAAUCAAGUUUAUCAAACAAUUUGCCUUUUAGAAUAUUUGUUGAGCCGUCUUCCUGGGACUAUACCGUAGAAAAUAUAGAAAUGUAUUAUUGAAUUAGAAAUUGUUUUCAUUUGGUUCGAUGCUCUCGACAUUUUUGUUUGUCUUACAUUCUGUAACAUCACAUCCAAGUGCAUUUUUGAUCUGCACAUUAACUUAACAUCAACUUUACUCAUGAACAAGUCUAGCAGUAAGUCAAGAAAUUUCAAAAAUAAUUAUUUGAACUAUUCGCUAUACUUUUCCCUCAGAUAGAUUUGCUUGGGGAUCCAACCUGCACAUUGCUCUUUAACAAUACAAUGCUAUGAUAUAGAAUAACAUUAUUUUACACACUUAUUCCCUUACUUACAGUUUAAUAUUGUGAACUGUUACUUGUUACCGAAAGUAUAAACCGGAAAAUCUGUAACAUUGGUUUCUGUCUUCCUUCUAUAAAUUCUGUAUUUUUUACUUACGAUUUUUUUUACUUACGAACAUUGCUACUAAUCAGUGCAAUUUAGGUCAGGGUGACCCCUGACCUGAAAAACUUGCUGAAUCUGAAAAAAAAAAGGGCUAUUGCAUCUGGGGAUAAAGAGGAAUUAAGGAGAGUGCAAAAGGAUGUGAAGAGGGAAAUAAGAAGGGGAAAGGACAACUACAGGAGGAAACUGGAGGAGCGCCUUCAGAGUAACAAUGUCAGGGAGGCCUGGAGGGUUUUGACAAAUAUCUCAGGCCAUAGCAAAGUAGGAGGAGGUAGUGGACCUGAAGAUGGGGACAGGGAGUGAGCUAAUAACUUAAAUCAAUUUUUUAACCGAUUUGAUACGGAGGCAUCCGGUACCACUCAAGACCCCGUCCACCAGAGCCCAGUCCAAUCGGCACCACCAGCCUACACCACCAGCCUGUUCUUCUCUGGGGUAACCCCCCACUUCCCUCCCCCCACUUGUCCAUCUCCACCUCCAGUAGUGCUCUUCACUUCACGUAACCCCUCCCCCACUCACUCAGGGCGUGUCUUUCCAGCCUGCGGGGGUCUCACCUCUCCCCCCGGCCUACCCAGAACUAGAGAUCAGGUGAGAGAUGUGUUUAGGAGGAUGAAGGUGAGGAAGGCUACGGGUCCUGACGGGAUUAGCCCCAGACUGCUUAGGGACU
Molecule: messenger RNA, 3949 nt
Organism: Gadus chalcogrammus (walleye pollock)
Lineage: Eukaryota; Metazoa; Chordata; Actinopteri; Gadiformes; Gadidae
Product: zinc finger and SCAN domain-containing protein 26-like
Exons: 4
Coding region: 674-2566 (630 amino acids)
Biological process (GO): regulation of transcription by RNA polymerase II
Molecular function (GO): RNA polymerase II cis-regulatory region sequence-specific DNA binding; DNA-binding transcription factor activity
Source: RefSeq, a predicted model, not a curated record